Molecule: messenger RNA, 633 nt
Organism: Ostertagia ostertagi
Lineage: Eukaryota; Metazoa; Nematoda; Chromadorea; Rhabditida; Trichostrongylidae
Source: the annotation of a GenBank genome assembly
AUGACAGUGCUCCUCGACAGUGGCUCGCAGCAUAGUUUCAUCAAAGAAGGUACAGCACAAAAUCUGGGCUUCGAUCUAGAAACGCCUCAGGACAUUACUACAAUUACAUUCGGAGGCCAUUCCCACACGGAAAAAUCGUAUCGCGUCAAGGUCGUUCUUCGUAACAAAAUAAACGGUAGACCGAUAACACUCUGCCUGUGGACACGCAAAUCCGUUACUACAGUUUCACUUGACACGAGUGAAGACGGAGAAUGCAGCAAUACUGGUAAUGGAAAAUCGACGGAAGUUGACGUCCUGAUUGGUAUGGACUAUUAUUGGGAAAUCGUUGAAUUUAAUUCAAACUGCCAACUCCCUUCGGGUCUUGUACAAUCAAAUACAAGACUCGUUCCAGUCCUGUUAGGAUAUCAAUCAUCGCCAUUAUCGAGAGUGCAUUCAACGUCGGAUAGAGACUCAGCUGAAGAACACCAAAGCUCUUCAGUAGAGACAGACCAAAUAGUCCAACAGCUUUUCGGAUUGGAGUCGGUCGGAACGAAGGAAGACAUUGACGAUUCAGAUGCGAGCAUAAUACAACACUUCUAUGACACAGUCAAGGUGGAGAAUGGUCUCAUAUAUCCAGUUCCCUUGGAAAUCUAA